This is a messenger RNA of Spodoptera frugiperda (fall armyworm), 2067 nucleotides long. Its product is annotated as coatomer subunit beta'-like. The transcript is spliced from 13 exons. NCBI's taxonomy places the organism in Eukaryota, Metazoa, Arthropoda, Insecta, Lepidoptera, Noctuidae. Bases 157 to 2067 code for a protein of 636 amino acids. The record is from RefSeq and is a predicted model, not a curated record. Gene Ontology annotation, cellular component: COPI vesicle coat. Gene Ontology annotation, molecular function: protein binding; structural molecule activity. Gene Ontology annotation, biological process: intracellular protein transport; retrograde vesicle-mediated transport, Golgi to endoplasmic reticulum; intra-Golgi vesicle-mediated transport.
AACCGUAACUUUCCGAUAAAAAAUGUGUUUGACGUGUUUCUUAAUAUGUGUUGGCACACGAAAAAAAAAAAAAUAGUGACACGUCCACCCACCCUGUCAAACUUCCACAGUUCCUCUGUUCCUGUAUGAUAAAUUUUCAUGUUUUAACUAUUAAAAAUGCCGUUGCGCCUGGAUAUCAAGAGGAAGUUGACAGCGAGGUCGGACCGCGUCAAGUGCGUGGACCAGCACCCGACGGAGCCAUGGCUCCUGUGCUCCCUAUACAACGGUGACGUGAACAUAUGGAACUAUGAAACACAUUCGCAGAUCAAGAGAUUCGAGGUAUGCGACCUACCGGUGCGCGCCGCUAAGUUCGUGCCUCGCAAGAACUGGGUGAUUACUGGCUCCGAUGACAUGCAGAUUCGCGUGUUCAACUACAACACGCUUGAGAGAGUGCACGCCUUUGAGGCGCAUUCUGACUACGUCAGGUGCAUCGCGAUACAUCCCACACAGCCAUACAUCCUCACCAGCAGCGAUGACCUAUUGAUCAAGCUGUGGAACUGGGAACGCAACUGGGCAUGCCAGCAAGUGUUCGAGGGCCACACACAUUAUGUGAUGCAGAUCGUCAUCAACCCUAAAGACAACAACACAUUCGCUAGUGCUAGUCUCGACACCACCGUCAAAGUAUGGCAGCUUGGCUCUUCAAUUUCCAACUUCACACUAGAAGGCCACGAGAAAGGCGUAAACUGCGUCGACUACUACCACGGCGGCGACAAGCCUUACCUCAUAAGUGGUGCCGACGAUCGCCUCGUCAAAAUAUGGGACUACCAGAAUAAAACAUGUGUCCAGACAUUGGAGAGUCACACGCAGAAUGUGACAGCCGUGUCGUUCCACCCGGAGCUGCCGAUCCUGAUGACUGGCUCAGAGGACGGCACCAUCAGAAUAUGGCACGCGGGCACUUACAGACUUGAAUCCUCUCUCAACUAUGGCUUCGAGAGAGUCUGGACCAUUUCCUCCAUGCACGGCUCUAACAAUGUAGCUAUUGGUUACGACGAGGGCACGAUCAUGAUCAAGGUGGGCCGCGAAGAGCCGGCCAUUUCCAUGGACGUCAAUGGAGGCAAGAUUAUUUGGGCGAAACAUUCUGAGAUGCAGCAAGUCAACCUGAAGGCGUUGCCAGAAGGCACAGAGAUAAAAGAUGGGGAGCGGGUUCCAGUGAUGGCGAAGGACAUGGGAUCCUGUGAGAUUUAUCCUCAAACUAUAGCACACAACCCGAACGGUCGGUUCGUGGUAGUGUGCGGGGACGGCGAGUACAUUAUUUACACGGCCAUGGCACUUAGGAACAAGGCGUUCGGCACUGCACAGGAGUUCGUCUGGGCGUUUGAUAGCUCAGAGUAUGCGACACUUGAGAACUCCAGCACCAUCAAGGUGUUCAAGAACUUCAAAGAGAGAAAGAGUUUCAAGCCCGAGUAUGGUGCUGAAGGAAUAUAUGGCGGUUUCAUGUUGGGUGUGAAGUCCAUCAGCGGUGUGGCUUUCUCCUUCUACGACUGGGAGAACUUGGAGUUGAUCAGACGGAUUGAGAUCCAGCCGCGGCACGUGUACUGGUCGGAGAGCGGCAACCUGGUGUGCCUGGCGGCUGAUGACUCGUACUACGUGCUCAAGUAUAAUGCAGCUGUUGUGACGCGAGCUCGCGAAACCAACUCCAACAUCACAGAAGACGGCAUCGAAGACGCUUUUGAGGUCGUGGGUGCAGUGAACGAGGUGGUAAAGACAGGACUAUGGGUGGGCGACUGCUUCAUCUACACGAAUUCCUUGAACAGAAUAAACUACUACGUCGGCGGAGAGAUCGUCACCAUAUCCCACCUGGACCACACCAUGUAUAUCCUCGGAUACGUCGCCAAGGAGAACAGACUGUACCUAAAUGACAAGGAGUUGAACAUAGUGUCGUACUCGCUGCUGCUGUCGGUACUGGAGUACCAGACGGCGGUGAUGCGCGCAGACUUCGAGACAGCAGACCGUGUGCUCCCCACCAUACCCCAAGAGCAUCGCACCAGAGUCGCUCACUUCCUAGAGAAACAAAACACAACCGCUUGA